Messenger RNA from Neurospora tetrasperma FGSC 2508, 388 nucleotides. RefSeq lists its product as uncharacterized. The record is from RefSeq and is a predicted model, not a curated record. Bases 18 to 236 code for a protein of 72 amino acids. The transcript is spliced from 3 exons. NCBI's taxonomy places the organism in Eukaryota, Fungi, Ascomycota, Sordariomycetes, Sordariales, Sordariaceae.
GAUGCUCCUGGUGAGCAAUGGUUCGAGUAUGCCGAGCUGGCAGGAACCGCUUCAUUGCGUGUUCAUGUAUCUGCCCGCAGCAUAUUGCUUCUUUUGAGAGGCAAGGCUGUGCGACAUCUUGUCAAUACUUCACAACGCGCGGUCACAAGCGUCGCAUUCAGGUAGGUCAACGACAACUGCCAUGGCAAUCAACGAGACACACAGAAUCUUCUCGAGCCUGGCUCUCUGAUAUAUAAGGUGCCUUUGUGCCCUUUUUCUGUUGCUUCUGAUUCUCUCCUCGAGACAGACAACAAUGUGAUUCUGCCAACUAAUCAUGACAGCCUUACACAAUAUCACUUUCAUCAAAGUGCAGGAUAUCCAUCUACUAUGAAUCAAUUUUAGAUAGCCA